AUGGCCACUGUGUCGCUCGCCGCUGCUCGUCCGACCGGCCUCGCGCUCGCCGCCGGCGGCGCAUCGCAUCGCGAUCCCGCCACUACCGUCUCCACCUCGCUCCGCGCCGUGCCUCCGUCCGCCGGAAAUCCGGGUCCGAUAAGGGCAAUCCGAAAUGUGGCAACCAACGCUGUGGCGGAAGAGCAGGCUGCUGUGGUGGCGGCGCCCAUGGCGGACGCGGAGCUGAAGCGCGGCAUCGCGGAGUUCUACGACGAGUCGUCGGCGGUGUGGGUGGACAUCUGGGGCGAGCACAUGCACCACGGCUACUACCCUUCACCCGCCGAAAAGUCCGCGCAGACCAACGGCAGCGCCGUCUCCGCCGUUAACGGCAGCGCUAUUAACGGGAACGGGAGCGCGGUUAGCAGCGGCGCGAGCGUGGAUCACUUCGCGGCGCAGGUGGAGAUGAUCGAGCGCGUGCUUGCAUGGGCUACGGCCGACGACAGCGAGGGCUGGAAGCCGCGGCGAGCGGUGGACGUGGGGUGCGGCGUGGGCGGCAGCUCGCGGCACAUGGCGCGCAAGUACGGCGCGGAGGUGGACGCCAUCACGCUGAGCCCGUGGCAGGCGGCGCACGGCAACCAGCUCUGCAAGGACGCGGGGCUCGGCCAGCAGGUGCGGCUGCAGGUGGCGGACGCGAUGGCGCAGCCGUUCAACGAGGGGACGUUCGACCUGGUGUGGUCGCUGGAGAGCGGCGAGCACAUGCCGCGCAAGCAAGAGUUCGUGCGCGAGCUGGCGCGCGUGGCGGCGCCAGGCGGGCGCAUCAUCAUCGUGACGUGGUGCCACCGCGACCUGCAGCCAGGGGAGACAGAGCUGUCCCAGGGCGAGCAGGCUCUCCUGCAGCGCAUCUGUGACGCCUACUACCUGCCCGCGUGGUGCUCGCCCUCCGACUACGUGCACUUCGCCACUGACGCUGGGCUGCAGGACGUGCGCGUGGCGGACUGGACGGAGAACAUCUCCCUCUUCUGGCCGGCCGUCAUGCGCUCGGCGCUCACACCCAAGGGCAUCUGGGGGCUGCUGUCGUCAGGGUGGAAGACGCUCAAGGGCGCCGUGGCCAUGCUGUGGAUGAUGCAGGGGUACAACUCAGGGCUCAUCAAGUUCGCCCUCAUCACCGCCAAGAAGCCAUUCUGA
Closterium sp. Naga37s-1 is the source of this 1164-nucleotide messenger RNA. The record is from the annotation of a GenBank genome assembly. NCBI's taxonomy places the organism in Eukaryota, Viridiplantae, Streptophyta, Zygnematophyceae, Desmidiales, Closteriaceae.